This is a messenger RNA of Anthonomus grandis grandis, 5004 nucleotides long. RefSeq lists its product as uncharacterized. NCBI's taxonomy places the organism in Eukaryota, Metazoa, Arthropoda, Insecta, Coleoptera, Curculionidae. The record is from RefSeq and is a predicted model, not a curated record. Bases 91 to 1605 code for a protein of 504 amino acids. The transcript is spliced from 8 exons.
UUUGUACACCCGUGCUUUCAAUGUUUUGAUAAUUUUCUGUUUAUUUACUUCUAGAUCUGCUGAAAUUCUUGAGAUUUUUUUGGAUAAAACAUGACUGAAAAUGUAAUUAAGGGCUAUUUGGACGUGAAAAUAUCUUCGAAGAGCCGCAGGGGAUUCAGACCGUGGAAGGCUUGGAGGAGACACUGGUGCGAAAUCCAACGCACAGACGACCUAGACAUAGGGGUGGAAUUAAAACUGAAAUCCUCAGAGGACGGCAACACCGUGAGCUGCAUCCGGGUGCCUCGUUCCGCCAUCCUUUGCCGAACCGACUCCAGAACGAAACAGUUCGCUUUUGGGGUGUUAAACUUAAGAAACUCUAAGAAAGCCGUCCUGUUUCUAGCGGGGUGUAGCGAGAGCGACACCCAAGAAUGGAUGUUUUCCAUUAGAAAAAUGCUCAGCAUAGCCACCCAAAUCCCCGUGGGUGAGUCGAACUUUACAAUAUCCCUAGUGGAUACGGACCAUUCUCGCUCCGCAGGACUUGUGGGGCUCUAUGGGGUCCUACAUACGAACGCUUCUGAAAUAGUGAUCAGUGACCCUUGCACCGGAACCCCGAAAAUCGUGUGGACAUGGUACCAUUUCCAUCAGUUUCACUUACAAGCCACUUGUUUGCAAACUGACGAUAAAAAAAUCGUCGUUAUGCACACAAGCAGCGAAUUUCUUUCUGGGCCUGGACAGCUGCUGCUUUAUUGCAGAGAGGGCCCCAGUUUACUUCAUCAUUUGAUCACCAGGGGGCAGAGAGCUAGAUUUAGCUCAGGGUUACUGGCUGCUAAAAGAUUCAGUAGAAGCGAGGGGUAUCUUUGUGAAAGCAGGACAAGUAUUCCGGAUAGCCCGUUGUGUUUUAGGAGUCAGGCGGGUAGCGAUGAUUCUGGAGUACAAAAUUCAAACAUAUCAGAUGAGGGAGAGUAUGCCAGAAAAUCGAAGACUAAUACGACUCUAGCGAGCUUAGAACUGACUGAAAUAACCAAAACUCCCGGAGGUAGUGAGACUGAAGACUCCUGCACGGAUUUGCAAGAAAUAAAACCUAAUACGUCUGAAGCGAUUCCGCGAAACGAAUCGGGCAUAUCCUUGGCCUCGGGUAUUUACGAAGAAAUCCCGGAAAAUCACCAAACUACCGUAAAAAAGGACGAAAACGUUUUGACCGAUCUCAAGUAUCAAAGCCACAUUUACGAAAACCCUUUGGAUCUAAUUAUAUCCGAAAAGUUCGGGAAAUACUUUACCGCCCCGCCGUUACCACCGAGAACUUUUACCAGUUUCACUUUGCAACGCCCUGGUAAGCCUAAACUGGAAACGCCAUCGUCUCCAUGUAAACCACGAUGCCUAACGCUACCGGCCAAAGAUUUAUCGAAAAUAUCCCAAAUGUUUAAUUCCGGCCAUAAAACUUGCAGAUAUGGAGCGGAAUCGGAGUAUGUGGUGAUGAAUACGCCUACAAAAACCGCGGAUGCAACGAAAAAAACCGUUUCCGAGAGUAUUUACGUGCCGAUGACGUCUCCGGUUAUACAAUUGAAGAAUAAAAUCAUCGAGGGGGUGUAUAUGAGUAUGACUGGUAACGGUAAGAAGACUGCUUAGGAAUUUAUUUUGGUGUGAAAUGUUCGGGAUGAAAUUUCAGUUAUUUCUAUAAGAUACUGUAUCCAAGGUUUUUUAUUUAUAUUUUUUUUAGAGCCAGUACAUUUAUUUUAAAAUAUAGCUGCAGCAUUUAAUUUAAAUGUGUACAUUUGGUUUGGGAAAAAGAAACACAUUUUUAACUUUUUUAGUAAUUUCUUGAUUAUUAAUUUGUUAUUUAGUACUAGCCGCGGUAAUUUGGUCAAAAUUGCAUGUUUUUUUACUCGUAAAUCGACCACAACAUUUCACACCACUAGACCCUUUUCGCUUUCUAUAAAUCAAAAUUUUCUUCGUUUUUUUUUCCAAAUUUUUAUGCAUCAUGUUACCACACUAAAAAUUUCUUUUCUUUAUAAAUAAUUGUUAUAUAUUUUUUAUUAUUAUUUAUAUUAGAUAGACAUAUUUUUCUUUAGGAAAAAUUUAGUUAAAAAAAGACUUUAAGUAAACUCGCCUGGCCUAAUAAGAAUUUUCUUACAAAAUUAGGCCAAAACUUGACUAAUCUUAGACAAGGAUGUUUAUAAAUAUCAGUAUUUAAAUAAUUAAGGAGUUUCUUAGGCCUAUUCGGUUAUAAUAUACGUAACGUGUCUCAAUUUGUCGUUAUUUAAACGAAUUAUACACAAUUAGUAAUGAUUCAUGUGGCCUUUUAUGAUAAACAAAAAUGGCGGUAGUCCCGGCCAAUGAGGGGAACAGUUAAAACCACGUGGUUCGAUGUGACACUUCUACAGGGGUCAUCCGAUAAUUAUAUAAAAUCUUUUAUAAAUCGCAAUGAUUUGCUCAAAAACCCCAAUUGAUCUUAGUAUAUAUUAUUUAUAUUUUUAAAGUGUAUAUUUAAUUACGCCUCAAUGAAUAUAUACGAUUAGUAUGUAAGGAUUCGUUGGAAAAUUUGAUACGGGGUAUUUUAUAUUUGCAUAAUCGUAAUUAAAGCCCUUCGAUUUUAAAGGGAGCUUUGGUAAGCAAAUCUUGCAACGACCAGAAAAAAAACAAGUUGAUAGCCCUCUUGCUACAUUUGAAUUCAUUUAAUUUGAAAUGAAAAAAUUAUUCAUGUUCUUUAUUUAUGUACCAAGAAGUAUUCAAAGUUCGAACUUUCUAAGCACCCCUCGUAUUCGGCAAGCUAUAACAAGAUGGCCGCCGCUGCUAUGGCAACCGAGCCGUGACCAAUCAGGUGGCUCCAUCUAAGUCACGGGGCUUUUGACUGGUCACAGUUACGGGGACGUAUCGAUUAGAAUAUACGUGACGUGUCUCGAUUUAUUGUUAUUUAAGGAAAUUACUUAAUUAUACAGGGUGGUCGGUAAUGAAUGUGCCAAAAAAGGUUAAACUCGUGAAAAUAUUGAUGUUAAGCCAAAAAAAAGUAAAAUGUCGCUCAUAAAUAAGAUACAGGGUGUUCAAAUUUAAUUUUCGAAUCUGUUUUUCUCUAUAGCUCAAGUUAUUUUUGAGAUAUAGAUUUUGGGGAUGAGGAAUAUGUUUUUAUUAUAUUUUUACAUGCUGUUUUAUUAUUUUUUAUUGAAGUAACUGAUGGAAUAAAGAUUUUUAAGAAGAAAAGGUACCCUACAUUGAUUUCAAAUAAGCAACCCGUUUUCGAAAUAUUUGCAUUUAAACGUUCUGUUGCACAGUCAAAAACACUAAACACGGAUUACAAAUCAACGUAGUCACGGAUACUUAACAAUCUUUAAUGUCAGGCAUAUUGACACGUAUUAAUUUGAAAAAUAGGCCUUUUAACGUUAAUUAAAAAUGGAAUAAAUUUAUGUAAUUAAUAAUGCCUAGGCAUAUUGAAUAUUCCGAUAGCAAAAUGAUUUUCAUCUAUGUUCAAGUAAAUUUGCACCACUGGCAAUAAUAUCCAAAUAGAAGGCACCUGAAUCAAAGUAUUUUUCAAAGAUUAUACAGUCGGUUAGGAGAAACAGGCUCUUUUUAGAUUAAGAAGAACUUUUAGUAAAAGUGGGUGAAAAUCCACCAGUAAAUGCAAGACAUUUGGCAAAAACUACUCAUGUAAAAAAACGCAAUUUUUAAACUGGUUUGGUCCUGGCAGUGAUUUUACAUGGCCCCCGCGUAGCCCGGAUCUUAAUCCUUUGGAUUUUUUCUUUUGAGUUUAUUUUAAGUCAUUAGUUUAUACAGAAGAAAUCCGUAGACGAGAGCAACUAUUGCAAAAAAUUUAUUAUUCCACUAAUGUUAGCAGAAAUAAAUAAGGAACUUUAUUCCAAGUAAGGCAUUAUUUCGUGAACAGAUUAAAAAAAUGCCCGGAAGUGUAUAUUCACAAAUAUUGCGAAAACGCUUUGUUUAACCGAAAUAAAUUAAGUACAUCCAUUUUACUAAGGCAUAUUUGGUUCAACAUCAUAUUUUCACGAGUUUCACCUAGAAUUGCUUUUUGGCGCAUUCAUUAUAAACCACCCUGUCUGUAUACAUGGCUAAUUUUGUCAAUAACGACCCGUUAACAUUCUCAUGCGUUCACCUCGUAUUCGGCAAGAGCAACUCAAAAUGGCUGGGACUGGGCCAAUAAGAAAAAGAGCUAAAGGUCACGUGAUUCGAUGUGACAAGUAGUCUACAGGAGACACUCGAUAAUUCUGUAAAUAAAUGUCACUAGUUGAAGUAAAUUUUUGCUCAAGAACUCGAAUCCUUAUUGAUCUCAGUAUAUACUAGCUUAUAUAGACUUAUUGUUUUUUAAGCGAAUUUGAUAUUAUUAUUAUUUUAUCAUUGGUUUUUUCACAUUUUCUUAAUUUUUUAAACAAAAAUUGUCGUUCCUUGCUUAUGCUUAAAUACGCUUCAAUGAUUAUACGAUUAGUAUGUAAGGAUUUGUUGGAGUAUUAUAGACGGGGUGUUUGCUUAAUGUCGCAGAAAAUAAAAUUAUUUUUUCGAUCAUGCAAAGUAUGAAAAAAAUAACUAAUAGCUCUUUGGCUAAAUUUAAAUAACAAGUUAUUCAUCGAAGUAUUUUUAUACUAAAAAGUGAAUAAUCUUAAAUCACACAAAAAAAACAUUUUUUUUCGUACUUUUUAUGCACCCCCCGUACGUGGCAACCAACAAGAACACGGCCGCCGUCGCUAUAGAAACCAAGUCAUGUCCAAUUAUGUGGCAGUAUUUAAGUCACGUGCUUCUAAAUAGAUACAGUUACGGGGGCGUAUCAAAAUUUUUUUUUACGGCAGCUAGUGGUAUUAAUCGAACACCCUGUUAUGUAUUAUAUCACAUAUUUAUUUAUUGUUACCAAAAUAUUUAGUCGCUAUAUAUUUAGAACUUAACAUUUAUUUUAUAUGCCACAUAAAGCUGAAUUUUUACCAGCUUAUAUUCCAGUAGCUAAGUUUUCGCUCUCUUCGUGUACGUUAAGGUUUGUUUUUGUAAAUUUUGUAUUUUUUUAUUAAAAAAAAAAAGAAGUUUAUACUAUAA